GUCACAAAUACUAAACAAAACCACAACUACAAGGACUAUUUAACUGAUAAUUACGUUAAGACCAAAACAUAUGUACUGUUUAAUUUCUGACUUUGUUAGAAAACAAUCAAUAUAGAAAGACAAAUUGAUAAAUAAAACCAUAUGAAAAAAAAACAAAGACCCAUACAACAAAUCUAACGCAAGGGUCAUUAAUGAUUAACCAAGACAAAAAAUAUCUCUAAUAUAAAUAUUAUCCACUACUUCAUUCUUCACUCUACGACACACAAAAACAACAAUGGAGCUACUCACAAGCUUGACCAACUGGUUAACUCCGACGACUCUCUUCCUCCUCCUCAAUUUCACGAUCGCCACCAUUUUCAUCACCAACCGGUUCAGUUCCUGUUCAAGAAAACACAACCAACAUCAAGAUGGUUACGGGUCGUCGGGUCAUGACCAAAAUCAGGCACGGUUUGGCAGACCUCCUUCGCUCAUAGACAGAGUAAAGUCCAUCAACUUCCAUCUGUACAAUUCUCCUUCACCAGAAUCCGAGAUCCACUACUCCGGGUCGGAUCCUAACCCGAACCCACCUCCUUCUCUCUUGCAACGGGUCAAAUCCAUCAACAUGCCUUACUUCAAGUUCCCACAACACAAUUCUGAAGGAGAUUACGCUGCUUACGAGCUCAUGACCCAACCCGACGAGACUAACCGGGUCGACCCGAUCGACAAGAUCCCGGAGGAUGACGUCACGACCGAACCUAGAUUCGGAGCUCCAUCACUCUUGCAGCGGGUGAAAUCCAUAAAGCUUCCUUCUUUAUACAGAUCCGACCCAGAUCCAACACCAGAAGUGCAAACACAUACGAGGACGAAGUCGGAGUCGAGUAAACCGGCGACGAAGAAGAAGAAGAAAGCUACAAAGAAGAUGAUGAAAUCUGCUAGCGAGAGACACAUCGGCCGGGAAGAGGAGGAGACAGUUGAGGCCGUGGAGAAGAGAAGGCCGGAGACGAUGAGAGUUGAGAGAACGACGUCGAUAGGAGACGGAGGAGAAGAAGGUGUCGACGAUAAAGCUUCAAAUUUCAUCAACAAGUUUAAGCAACAGCUUAAGCUACAGAGGCUAGAUUCGUUUCUAAGGUACAGAGAGAUGCUCAAGAACGAUUAAGUGAAGAUUACGCUUUUACCCUUUGUCGGAAUCGUCUUUCCCUCGCUUUCCAAUUUGUACUUUCGUGGUAAAUACCCCUGAAUCUGAAUGGCGUUUAGGUCAUUUACGAUACGUAUUUUCUAGUUUGUGUUCUAGAUUUGGUGAUGACUGGAUGACAAAACUAGUUUGUGUCGUGUGCGUAAUUGCUGGAUCUGGACGUAUGAGUUCCACUGCACUUUUUUGUUUUUACUCGAUGGUAAAAGUAGUUUUUAUGCUGUUUUUACGUGGAAAAAAGUAUUUCUAAUAAUAUUAUUUUCUUUAAAUCGAACAUUCAUCGAUAAUUGCGACAGAAGAAAAACAUUCAUCGAUACUUCUCUCGUCAGAUUCUAGUAAUAUUAAUGUUUGUUUAAUUACUAAAUUGUUCUGAUUAAGAACAGUAAUAUUU
Molecule: messenger RNA, 1559 nt
Organism: Arabidopsis thaliana (thale cress)
Lineage: Eukaryota; Viridiplantae; Streptophyta; Magnoliopsida; Brassicales; Brassicaceae
Product: cotton fiber protein
Exons: 1
Coding region: 275-1135 (286 amino acids)
Source: RefSeq, marked reviewed